AUGAUACCUUUCAAGGGACGGUCUUCGCUCAAGCAGUAUAUGCCUCUCAAGCCAGUAAAACAAGGAUACAAGGUAUGGUGUUUAGCAGACUCAAAGACUGGCUAUGUCAUAAAACUUGAUAUUUACACAGGAAAAUCAAAUGACGGAUGUACAGAAAAUUCUCUGGGAGAGCGUGUAGUCAUUAGCUUCACCCAAGACCUGAAAUAUAGUAACAGUUUAGUAGCGUUUGGCAACUUCUUCACCACAACAAUCCUAGAGAUACCACACUUGUCUCAAGAAAGAAUAAGGACGGCACAACCAGCAUGUCCCACAGCUGUGGCAACAUACAAUACCAUAAUGGGAGGUGUAGAUCACUUUGAUCAACUUAGAGAAAGUUAUGCAAUAGGUCGACGUUCUCGACAAGUGGGAUAUGAUGAUCAAUUGAACUUUCGAUUACGACUCACAAAACAAUUGAUAGAUGGCUUUACAUCCCGCAAAAAAAAAAGAGGACAUCCAGUAACCAUUCUAACCAAGAAGAACAUCGUACCAGAUCAUGUUUGA
This is a messenger RNA of Schistocerca cancellata (South American locust), 540 nucleotides long. RefSeq lists its product as uncharacterized. The transcript is spliced from 3 exons. The record is from RefSeq and is a predicted model, not a curated record. Bases 1 to 540 code for a protein of 179 amino acids. Lineage: Eukaryota; Metazoa; Arthropoda; Insecta; Orthoptera; Acrididae.